This is a messenger RNA of Pistacia vera, 1398 nucleotides long. RefSeq names its product phenolic glucoside malonyltransferase 1-like. The coding region runs from base 1 to 1398 and encodes 465 amino acids. The transcript has a single exon. The record is from RefSeq and is a predicted model, not a curated record. NCBI's taxonomy places the organism in Eukaryota, Viridiplantae, Streptophyta, Magnoliopsida, Sapindales, Anacardiaceae.
AUGGCUUCACAUAACCCACUUAAGAUCUUUGAGACUACCCGAGUUGCUCCAUUUCCCAACUCACCCCACUCCGCUACCCACUUAUCUCUUCCUCUCACUUUCUUUGACACAUCCUGGUUAAAAUUUCCUCCUGUGGAACGUCUCUUCUUUUACAAACUCACUCAUUUAACCUUUCUUCACUUCAACUCAGUCAUCCUUCCCAAACUCAAACAUUCACUCUCUCUCGCACUUCUUCACUAUCUUCCUCUUGCAGGCAAACUCACAUGGCCUCCACAUGCCUCAAAGCCUAUCAUUUCCUACUCAGCUGACGAUGACGUUUCUCUCAUCGUCGCGGAGACCGACGCAGACUUUAACCGUCUCUCCAACGGUGAUGUUCUUGAGUCUUCCGAGUUACGUCAUUUAAUACCUGAGUUGUUUUCAUCUGAUGAGAGAGCAUCAAGCAUGACUCUGCAGAUAACCUUGUUUCCGAAUCAGGGCUUUUGCAUUGGCAUCACUACGCACCAUGCGGUUAUGGACGGCAGAGUUGCGACCACGUUUAUGAAAUCCUGGGCUUAUCUAUGCACACAACUAGACAAACAAGACCCUUCUUUGUUGUCAGAACUUACUCCGUCCUUUGAUCGGACGGAUAUCGAAGAUCCGGCUGGACUCUACAUGGUGUACUUGAAGAACUGGGCAGAUUACACGGGGUCCGAUAUCUCGGAAGUCAACCAGCUAAGCUUGAAGGUGUUGGGAGAUUUAGGAGUAAAUCGGAAUUCACUUCGGGCAACGUUCAAGCUGACUCAUGAAGACAUAAAGAAACUCAAAGAAAAGAUUUUGUCCAAAUUAGAAGAAGUAAAACCUACAAAAGAGCUUCAAUUAUCAACUUUUGUGGUUUCAUAUGCGUAUGUUCUAGUUUGUCUCGUGAAAGCAAAAGCUAGAGAAGGCAUUAGAAACGUUAAAUUUUUGUUCCCAGUGGAUUAUAGAAACCGUUUGAAUCCUCCACUCCCUUCAAAUUAUUUCGGCAACUGUGUUUUCCCUCGUCAAGCGAUUGUCAAAGCAAGCGCUUUCCUGGAGGAAAAUGGGGUUGCGAUUAUCGCUGAGAAAGUCAGUAACAUGAUCAGAGAAAUUGAUGAGAAGGGGCUCUUUGAAGGUGCUGAAAAGAGUUUAGAAAAAUUGAUGACCGGGGAACCAGGAGAACAAACGAUUGGUUUGGCUGGGUCGAUCCGGUUCAAUGUUCACGGAGUUGAUUUCGGAUGGGGAAGGCCGAAGAAAGUAGAGAUAGUGUCUAUUGAUAGAACCGGAGCAAUUGCUAUGGGAGAGAGUGGCGAUGGAAAUGGCAUUGAAAUUGGUGUGGUUUUGAGCAGCCAUGAAAUGGAGAUUUUCAGUUCUUUCUUUGUUUCUGGUUUGCAGAAUCUUUGA